Thelazia callipaeda (thelaziosis nematode) is the source of this 1011-nucleotide messenger RNA. NCBI's taxonomy places the organism in Eukaryota, Metazoa, Nematoda, Chromadorea, Rhabditida, Thelaziidae. The record is from the annotation of a GenBank genome assembly.
AUGGGUUCCGUAUUUUGGGGUGAAAUUGAAGAAAAUGUAGAAAAUAUAUGCGGUGUUGUUGAUUAUGAUAAGCAUGCAUUCUUUAUUACAAGCACUGAAGAUGAUCCAGUUGAUCGCGAGUAUACCACACAUCAAGUAUAUGAUGACAAAGCACCUGAUACUGUAAUGCAUUUACUGAUUGCAAGACAUGAUAAAAUAUUAGAUCGAAAAAAUACUGCUGUACAUCGAAUUGUCAAAAUUUUGCAAAUGACGAAAGGCCGCUCAGUGCAUUUCCCAAAACUUAUUUGUUUCGGCCGUUUCAGGAAGAUAAUUUUUGGAGAAAACGGAGAUCAAGACGCUGAACGGGAUCCCGAAUGGAUUGGACGACCAUGUGCAGUUCUCGAAUACAACGCCUCACUAAUAGGAUCAUUACUUCCGCUCUCACCUUCAGGUGUUCUACCAUUAGAUUUAGCUUUGGUGAUAAUGAUGGGUUGCGUUCGAGCACUAGCAUCGCUUCAUCGACUUGGCUUUGUACACCGACUUGUUUCACCUUUCAGCUUUGCAUUCCGUAACCCAAUCUCUUAUGAUAGCCUCGAAUCACGCAUCAUAAUGGUGGACUUGAGCUUAGCUUUACCAUGGCCUUGCAAGCCACGAUCAUAUGUACCAUUUGUUGGUACUAUGCGGUACAGUUCCGUACGAGUACAUCGAGGUAGAGAGCAGGGCCCAUCUGAUGAUAUCAUCUCAUUAAUUUAUGUGGUAGCGGAAUUAAUCUCGGGUAAACUUCCAUGGCGUUCAGUAUUUGAAGAAAAUCGCAUUUGUGACAUGAAAUGUUUAUUUUACGAACACAUAGAAUUUAAACGGCUUCCUAGAGAAAUUAGAUCACUUUAUCGAUUGAUGUACAUGACACUGUCGCCUUAUCCUAUCGAUCAUAAGCUUAUUAUUGAACAAAUUCAAGCAUCUCUCAAACGGCGUUUCCCAAAUAGCAAACAUGAGCUUCCUCCUUGGCUUGCUUUGCCAAUUGCCGAAGAAUAA